Molecule: messenger RNA, 537 nt
Organism: Aspergillus chevalieri
Lineage: Eukaryota; Fungi; Ascomycota; Eurotiomycetes; Eurotiales; Aspergillaceae
Exons: 3
Coding region: 1-537 (178 amino acids)
Biological process (GO): endoplasmic reticulum to Golgi vesicle-mediated transport
Cellular component (GO): TRAPP complex; cytoplasm; nucleus
Source: RefSeq, a predicted model, not a curated record
AUGACAGCCAAGAUUGCCUGCAUUGGUGUUAUUGGGAAAGCUGACAACCCUCUCCACAUCUCAUUAUUCCCUCCUUAUACAGAUUCAACUAUCGAAUUCAACUUCUUAUUAAACUCAUGUCUUGAUAUCUUUGACAUUCACCAGAAGCAGACUGCCAUCAGUCAAGACCUGGGCCUAUUACAUGCAGUCGAUGAAAGAUUAGCAGCCUACGGUUGGUUAACAACUACCGGCGUCAAGUUCCUGGUAGUGGUGGAUUUAAUGGGGCAACAAGUGCCUAUUGGCGCAGAAAAGCCCAAAAGUGCCGGUGCUGCCAUAAGCGGAUUGAGAGAUGGCAACCUCAAACCAGUCUUUCACGCUCUGCAAACUGCCUACAUCCAGCUCUUGCAAAACCCAUUCUAUUCCCCUGAUGAUCACCUUCCUCUAGCCAAGAAUGCGGCCGUACCAACCUCAACAUCUCAGGAGAUCACAAAUAAAAAGUUCAUCAGUGAGGUGAAGAGGAUUGGUGACUCCUGGGCUCCCGGCAUGGCUGCAGUUUGA